AUGACAGCAACAGCAUCAGUAUCAGCACCAUCAGAUGGCCGAAACAUGAAUGGCGAGGCGAGCGAAGGCUUGGUAGAAUCCGCGCCAGCGUCCACGACAUAUGCCGCAGGCAAAACCAAGCAUUCCGGCCUCGCCUCCUCGGAGCUGCACGGCUUCAAGUUAUAUAUGGUUCUGAUUGGCGUCUGCUUCGGCGCCUUUGUCAUGGCUCUCGAUGUCUAUAUCAUCGGAACGGUCAUUCCGUCCAUCACGUCCGACUUUCAGAACACAUCACACAUAUCAUGGUAUCCAGCAGCCUACACGUUGGCAGUCUGCUCACUCACCCCCCUGGCGGGCAAAAUGGCCAGUGUGUUCUCGCUCCGCUGGGUUUACCAAGGCUUUUUCUUCGUCUUCCUCGUCGGCAGUGCCAUAUGUGGCUGGGCCUCCACAAGCGAAAUCUUCAUCGUCGGCCGUACCGUCUCGGGUCUCGGCGCAGCUGCAGUCACCAGCGGAGGUCUCACCGUCGUCUUGGUCAUAUCGUCACCCCGACGUAGGCCGUUGUACAUCGGCCUGUGCAGCAGCUGCUUUGCCCUGGGUCUGAUUCUCGCCCCCAUCAUUGGCGGCGCCUUCACCGAGAAGGUCACCUGGCGCUGGUGUUUCUGGAUUAAUCUACCUGGUGGCGCCGUCACCCUGCUCGCCAUGUUCUUCUUUUUCAAGUUGCCUCCACGAGAAGGCGGCCCCAUGACCACCAUGCAGAAAAUCUUGAGUUUGGAUCUCGUUGGGUCUUUCGUUUUCGCCCCCGGCAUUUUCAUGUUGAUCCUCGCCCUGCAAUGGGGCGGAAAUUCGUACCCUUGGAAGUCAGCAACCAUUAUUGGCCUUUUGGUUGGAUCCAUCGUCAUGCUGGGUCUCUUCGCUGUCUGGGAGUCGCGCUUGGGGGACUCGGCCAUGAUCCCUGGUGUUCUGGUCACAAGACGGACCGUCCUGCUCAGUGUCAUCUUCUCUUUCUGCCAUCUUGGUGCUCUAUCCGUCUCAUCGUACUACCUCCCGGAGUGGUUCCAGGUAGUCCAGGGCGCUACUCCCUUUGAGAGCGGCAUAAGGGUGCUGCCGUCUGUCAUCUCACAAAUCGUGGGAACGAUUUGUGCAGGUGCUACUGGUACGCACAUUUUCAAUACCCUCGCCCAUGUUCCGGCCUCUAAUUCGUCUCUCCAGCCCUCAAAAUCCGUUUUUACAACCCUUGGUUUUAAGUCGGGCCAGUCUUGA
Molecule: messenger RNA, 1236 nt
Organism: Colletotrichum phormii
Lineage: Eukaryota; Fungi; Ascomycota; Sordariomycetes; Glomerellales; Glomerellaceae
Product: major facilitator superfamily domain-containing protein
Exons: 2
Coding region: 1-1236 (411 amino acids)
Biological process (GO): transmembrane transport
Cellular component (GO): plasma membrane
Molecular function (GO): transmembrane transporter activity
Source: RefSeq, a predicted model, not a curated record